Molecule: messenger RNA, 1249 nt
Organism: Olea europaea var. sylvestris
Lineage: Eukaryota; Viridiplantae; Streptophyta; Magnoliopsida; Lamiales; Oleaceae
Product: ATP-dependent Clp protease proteolytic subunit 3, chloroplastic-like
Exons: 5
Coding region: 69-1076 (335 amino acids)
Biological process (GO): protein quality control for misfolded or incompletely synthesized proteins
Cellular component (GO): endopeptidase Clp complex
Molecular function (GO): serine-type endopeptidase activity; ATPase binding; ATP-dependent peptidase activity
Source: RefSeq, a predicted model, not a curated record
UGAAUACCCUUCCCCAAUCUGUUCCCGUGAACAAAAUUCGAAACAGAAACUGAACGUGAGAAAGAGGAAUGGAGCGGGCUUCUCUAGCCUUCACUACAGCCUCAUCAGCACCUUCAACUUUCCUUUACCACAGGGCCACCAUUUUCAAACAAUCCGACACCAAUUCCGGCUUAUUAUUGCCCAGAAGUACACCCAUUUCAAUCAAUAUCCAUAGAACACGAAAAGGCUACUUUUCGGUGAAAGCAGUAAAUCAGAGAUCGUCUUCGGGAAAUCAGACUUUAUCUAGUAACUGGGAUGUCUCAAGUUAUGCAGCUCCUUCAUGGCUACCCAGAUUCGAAGAGCUUGACACCACUAAUAUGCUCCUUAGACAGAGAAUUAUCUUCUUGGGUGCUCAGAUAGAUGAUGUGACAGCGGAUUUCAUCAUAACCCAGCUGCUAUUGCUUGAUUCCGAAGACCAGAAAAAAGAUAUCAGAUUGUUUAUUAAUUCACCUGGUGGUUCUGUUACUGCUGGAAUGGGCAUUUAUGACGCCAUGAAAUUGUGCAAGGCCGAUGUUUCAACCAUCUGCUUGGGCCUUGCUGCAUCCAUGGGUGCAUUCCUCCUUGCAGCUGGUACUAAAGGGAAAAGGUUUUGCAUGCCAAAUUCAAGGGUCAUGAUCCAUCAACCUCUUGGAACUGCUGGGGGCAAAGCAACAGAGAUGAGCAUACGCAUCAGAGAGAUGGCAUACCACAAAGUUAAGCUCAACAAAAUACUAUCUCGAAUCACAGGAAAGCCUGAAGAGAAGAUUGAAGUAGAUACUGAUCGUGAUAAUUUCAUGAAUGCUUGGGAAGCAAAAGAGUAUGGAUUAGUUGAUGCUGUUAUCGAUGAUGGCAAACCUGGACUAGUGGCACCCAUUGCAGACGCAUCACCUCCACCUAAAACUCGUGUGUGGGAUCUUUGGAAAAUAGAAGGCAGCAAGAAAGCCAGGAAGAAUUUGCCUUCGGAGGAAAAGAUUCCGGAAAAUGGAUAUGGCAGUGGGAAAAGAAAUGAUGAUGACAUAGGCAGGGAAAAGGAAGAGGAAGCACCAGCGCCUAUAUGAGGCCCGUGGUGGAUAUUUGUUGUACACGCUGUAACAUUGAAUAGCUGAGCAAUUCUUUUCUUUGUGUAGUUAAGCAAUAUCUGAAUAUAAAGAAACUAUCAUUUUCAAAACAGUGACUAGUUUUUGCUUUUUUACUUCUUUUUGAGUUUUAUUAAUGAAAACUGAUUCUUCUA